CAUGGCCGGUGCAUUAGAUCGUUUAGGCAACUGUCAUUUUCCAAGUUCGGUACGCGGAGAUAACUCUCUCUCGUUUUUUUUUAAAUGUAAAACAACGGGACAAUUUCUAUUAUAGAUAUUAAGAAUACCUGUGAUAAAUCUACUCAGAAUGGCUCACAGUUCUCAAACUUAUGGGUCCACGGACCAGCGGACUGAUGUACCUGAUGUAGGAUUUAGUCCUACUGAACUUUAUAAUCUCAGUGAGAAUAUAACUACUAAUAUAUAUACAAUUAAUACAAGCUGGAGAACUCUCGAACGUUCAUACAAAAACAUUGGAACAAACAAAGAUAACACAGCACUCAGGGAUAAAGUACACGAAACGCAAUACAUUACAAAUCAAGUCGUAACUCAAACCAGCAAAGAUAUAGCAAGACUUACUGUGUUAAUGAGGCGAGGUGACAAACAACAAAAAUUGCAAAUUGAAAAGUUAACAACUGAUUUUAAAGAUGCAUUGCAACGGUAUUCAACUAUGCAAAUGUCGAUUGCUGAAAAAAUGAAGAGUCAUAUUUUGAUUACCAGUAAUGUAGAAAAUAUUUCCGAAGGCGAUGACGAAGGAGAAAGGCAAAGUUUGCUUCAAAUUCAAGAUGAUGAACGCAGAACAACACAAAGAACUCUUGAAUUUCAACAAGGAUUACUGCUGGAGAGAGAAGAUAGGAUAAAGUGCAUUGAGGGAGAUAUAUUGGAUGUAAAUCAGAUUAUGCGAGAACUUGCGGCAUUGGCAUAUCAACAAGGAGACACUAUUAACACCGUUGAUAACAAUAUAGAGAAUAUUUAUGGCAAUGUUGAAUUGGGAGCACAAGAAUUAAUUAAGGGAAGUAAUUACCAAAGCAAGUUUCGCCGAAAAGUAUAUCUUUUCUUGUUACUUGCAAUUAUAGUCGCCAUUGUAGUAAUUAUUAUUCUAGUCACUAAAUUAAGUUAGCGCUCCUAACUGAUAUAGGUGACAAGAUUUUAUCAAAAAGGGCUGUCUCAAUUAAUUAUUAUUAUUAUUAUAAUAUACGAUUUUUAGAUAUAUCGCUAUGUUGAAGUUGCUAUUAUUAUUUUGGUAUGUUAUUAUUAUAUUUGAAUUCGAACUGGAAAGAGAAUAGAGACUUGUUCUUUUUUUUUUUUGUAUAUGCUCUUAAACGAUUUAAUGUAAAUUUUGAAUUAUUAUGAGAGAAAAAACUUAGUUUAUUUUUUAUUAGGUUCCCAAAAAUAUUUGUUAAUACCAUACGUAGAAGCAUAUAGAAAAUUUUAUUACGAGUUGUGCUCUCAAUGUAUCGUUAUCUUUAAUUAAUCUUUUAUUAAUAGUAAUAUAGAUCAUAUUAAAAUAAAAUCGAAGUUAACUGCAGGAUCAAUUAACAGUUAGGGAGCAUUAAUUAAUUAAAAAAACAAAAAACAUUUUAUUUUGGAAGCUUCGAAAAAAGAAUUAAGGUGAUAAAUUUUAAAACAAACAAUAUAUUGUAUUUUAAAGCCUAUAUAUAUAUAUAUAAUAAUUAAUCAUUUAUGUUAUUUUUUAUAGUACGCAUUAUUCGUUCGUGCUUUGCCUGAUCUUUAUUAUUUUAUCGUGUUUAUAUUUUUUAUUAAUCUCGAGAUAUAAAGAUAAGCAUUGCGUGGCAUUUCCUGCUGUUGCUGUUGCUGUUGCCGAAGGGUAUUCGAUUAUGCAUGAAGUUUAUAUAAAAAAAAAAAGAAAAGAAAAAAAAAUUAAGAA
Molecule: messenger RNA, 1726 nt
Organism: Polistes canadensis
Lineage: Eukaryota; Metazoa; Arthropoda; Insecta; Hymenoptera; Vespidae
Gene: Syx13
Product: syntaxin-12
Exons: 6
Coding region: 149-958 (269 amino acids)
Biological process (GO): intracellular protein transport; vesicle-mediated transport; vesicle fusion
Cellular component (GO): membrane; endomembrane system; SNARE complex
Molecular function (GO): SNARE binding; SNAP receptor activity
Source: RefSeq, a predicted model, not a curated record